UCAUCAAGAGCAUUCGCAAAAAAAUGGAACCAAACAAAGAAUGAAAAGAGCUGUUCGCAAUUUAUCAUGGCAAUUAUUCAGAAAUUUGUGAAAAAAAUGGCCAUGAUUCCAUAACUGAGCUUCUCACUGAGUCCGGUAAAAGUUUGGAAUGCGAUCCGAAAUUGUAUAAACUGUUCAAAGUUCACCACUCAGAUUGUAGUGCAUGAAGUAUUUCUGAAAUUAACGGCCAAUCCGAUCCUGACUUCCAGUUCCUAAACAAUAAAGCUGUUCAUAAUCUAAUAUUUCCGAACAAGUGCGAAGUAUUCAGAAACAAUUCUUCAGAGAUGCUGCUUGACAGGCUCACUGCAGGGAUAAAGGAGAAAGUAUUUGGGAAUAUAUGGAAGACAGAUGUUCAAGCUAAUAAAAGUGCCGAUACCUUAAUCAAGUAUGAAAACUUUCAUACCCUCAAAGAUAUGCAUGGAGAGAAAAGGUAUAUGACAACAUGCAACUUCCAUAUCCUCAUGAACGGGGAGAAUUUAGAAGAGGCAGUUGUUUUAACGAAUAACCGAAAGUCUAGCAAACUUCCUACUGGGAUAGUCCUAUCUGCCUGCCUUUGUCUUGUGUCAAACAAACCUAUCUUCCAGUUCCAAUAAACGCAUGGCUGAAGGUCAUCCUCAAUAGCGAUGUUGAUCUGGCUUUUGAUUUUG
Moneuplotes crassus is the source of this 686-nucleotide messenger RNA. The record is from the annotation of a GenBank genome assembly. NCBI's taxonomy places the organism in Eukaryota, Ciliophora, Spirotrichea, Euplotida, Euplotidae.